AUGGCUGAAGACGAGAAAGCGCAACUCGACCCACUUCGCACCUACGAGCUCCGUCUCCUUCGUUGCUCUAUACCGUCCGAUUACCUAGACGAAACCCCACCUCCUCCAUCUAAGCUGUCCAAUACCAGCACCGCGUCUCAGCUCCACUCCCUCAUCGAAAACCUUCUCCAAUUAAUCGAGUCCGGACAGUACCGCCAUGCUCUAUCCUCAGAAGCAGGCCGAACCCUCUUCAAUCUCAACUCUUCCCACCUCCCUUCUUUGUUUGAUUCCGCUGAUCAAUUUUACAAUGAGUCGGUUGUCAAGUGUGUCGAAUCAUUUAUAUAUGGCGAUAAUUGUGAAGAGAAUGACAAUGAGAGGUGUUAUAGAGCGUUUUUGGUCAUGGCCAUUGCCGUUGCUGCUCUUCUUUCUUUCACUCAGUGCAAUAUAACUGGGACAUUGAAUAAGUCUGCACUUUUUAAAUGA
Molecule: messenger RNA, 462 nt
Organism: Ilex paraguariensis (yerba mate)
Lineage: Eukaryota; Viridiplantae; Streptophyta; Magnoliopsida; Aquifoliales; Aquifoliaceae
Source: the annotation of a GenBank genome assembly